AUGUUUUGGCGUCUUCACACUGGCUGCCUUUUGGCGAUAGUGCCAUCGGUGUUUGCAGCCACUGCCUGGCAGCAACGAGAGUACAACAACACGGUACCAGUCACUCCACUCACGACGAUUGGAAAUGCCAACUUCACAAGCAAGAGCGAUGCUCUUUCGGCGCUGGGCAAAACUUUGAGCAAUGCAACGAUCGCAUACCCUGGAGAUAUGCAGUAUGGCACUUCCCUUGGGCGCAUCUGGACCGAGAAUCGCAAAAUCUUUCCCGAAGCCAUCUUGUUCCCCAAAACGCCCGAGGAUGUCAGCAUCAUUCUGCAAUUCUACUCGGGCGUGCAUGCUCUCUGGACCGAUGGGUUCGCCAUCCUGGGCGGAGGCCACGCGGACAUUGGAGGUGGUCAGACUCCGAGUGUCGUAAUUGACUUGAGGGAAAUUGGGUCAACGGAGAUUGUCGAAGAGCCCGCGAGUGGCUCUGACAAAUGGGCAGUGCUGAAGAUCGGUGGUGGCUCCGAGGCCGGUUCCGUCUACAGCGCACUCGACGGCACGGGAUGGGCAUUCCUAGGCCCUCGAGCUGCGUCGAUUGGCGUGGGAGGCUUCUUGCUCGGCGGCGGUAUCGCAUUCCAGACGAAUCGAUAUGGUGUGGCUGUCGACAGCCUUCUCGGCAUUGAAGUUGUGCUCAUUGAUGGCAAAAUCGUCUAUGCGAAUCCAUACAAUGAGUACAGUGACCUCUUCUGGGCAGCCACUGGCGGAGGCUGGCUGGGCUUUGGUGUCGUCACGCACUUUUACGUCCAAGCAUAUCCUGAUCCAGGAGAGGUUUUUGUCGGCACAAUCGUGUGGGGCGAGGACAAGUCGGCCGAAGUGUUCAACAAGACAGCCGCAUGGUUCGAGAGCAACACGGACGCGGAUGCAUUUCCAGCACUGCUGUACUACUUCAAAGAUCCAUCUAACCCGGGCGCGCUGGUUCCAAUCCUCGAACGUCAAUUCACUUUCCAGCUGAACGCCAUCUACUUUGGAGGGUCCUGGGCAAAGUUCAACGAGUCGUUUAGCAGCUUUUACGAAAAAGCAGACUCCGUCUCGCUGCAAACCUUCUCGAUCAAGACCCUCGACCAGUACCUGUUAACAAACUAUCCGUACGGAUACAAUCGACUGUUCUAUGGCAAGAGCCACACCAACUCGACCAUCGAAUUCUACGAGAAGACCUUUGCCAGCUACCAGGAGACCAUCAACGGACUGAUGCGCAGGGGAGAAGACCCGGGUCACACCUUGUGGGUCGAUGAGUAUGUGCUUCCAGGCUGGAACGGUGCCGGACCGGCUAAAGAUUCCGAUACUGCUUGGCCUCACUCCACCUCGUCUCACAUCACCCUCACAUCGGGAGAGUGGUCCAGCGACAACUCCACUGAGUUCUUGUACACCCAGGACCGCGACGGCAUGAUGUCGUAUCUUCGGGACUUCCAGAACGAACUGGGGGAACCUGCGAUUUACGAUUAUCCCAACUAUGUUGCACCUUACUCCAAAGCCGAGGAGGUCUGGGGCGUGGAUAACUUCAACCGACUGGUGCAGAUUAAAGAGAAGUACGAUCCUCUGUGCCUAUUCAACAGAGGCCGCGUGCUCGCAUCUCAGGCGUGUAUUAGCAAGGGCCUUGCCACGACUUAUCUGGGAUAAGACGUUGUACAGUAUAUGAGACCCUAUUGUAUGUGUGGAUGCUGUCUGC
Molecule: messenger RNA, 1705 nt
Organism: Sphaerulina musiva SO2202
Lineage: Eukaryota; Fungi; Ascomycota; Dothideomycetes; Mycosphaerellales; Mycosphaerellaceae
Product: FAD-binding domain-containing protein
Exons: 4
Coding region: 1-1656 (551 amino acids)
Molecular function (GO): oxidoreductase activity; FAD binding
Source: RefSeq, a predicted model, not a curated record